AUGGCGGGACUUUCACAAGAAGAUCGCAACAUUGUCAAGGACCAUCCUCUAACCAACUUAGUUGAUCAUUUACGAGACGCGCUUCAGGAAGCCGAAAGAAUAUACGAGUCGCGUCUAAUUUCCUACGAUGGCGCUGCUGAUAGCCUUGACCAACUCUAUCGAAUGCGAUUUCAAAACUCCUCUCUGCCUUGCAGGGAGAGGAUGCAGCUUACAGCCUUCGCUCGCCAAUGA
Paracoccidioides lutzii Pb01 is the source of this 231-nucleotide messenger RNA. RefSeq lists its product as hypothetical. The record is from RefSeq and is a predicted model, not a curated record. The coding region runs from base 1 to 231 and encodes 76 amino acids. The transcript has a single exon.